Molecule: messenger RNA, 954 nt
Organism: Echinococcus granulosus
Lineage: Eukaryota; Metazoa; Platyhelminthes; Cestoda; Cyclophyllidea; Taeniidae
Exons: 8
Coding region: 1-954 (317 amino acids)
Source: RefSeq, a predicted model, not a curated record
AUGCUCAUCGCGACGGUGUCAAAGUUGCUUGCAAAUGCAAGAAUAGCGAGUGUGUCUGGAAUUCAUACAAGCACAACUUCUUACGGAUUUUGGUACACAAAGUUACAUCGCUUAAAGCAACCUAAGAUUCAACGGAAGAACGCGCCUGUGUUUAGCUUUGAUUAUCUAGGGGAACACAAGCGAUUUCAGCGAACUGAUCCAAAGUCCCUCAUAUUAGGCACUGAAGAACUACCCGGGUUCCAGGCGCUAAAUGAUGAACAGAAAAAAGUCUUUACGUACGGCUGCAACUCUCUGUCUUAUGACUAUCACCACCAAUUGGUUAGGUUUAUGAGCACCUACGGCAAACAUCCCACUGAUGAUUCUCUGCUCGCGAAAGUGUUGAACAUAUCCUUCAAGAUAUGGUACAAUAAGUAUCUGCUCGAAAAGUUCCCAAGGGUAAUCACACUAAGAGGAGCAACGGAAUCCUUGGUUCAGCGAAGAAUGCGGCUCCUACGUCGGUUACGAGCCCUCAACAAAGAGGACUACAAGAAAGCGCUGGAGGCAUUGAACCUUAACACCAUCCGUCACCUCAACCCCUUUGACUUUGGACAGGGAUCGGAGGAGGAUGAACGGAAGAAGAAGGUGAGGAAUGAGUGCUAUCAGCAACGAUUGGCUCGGCUAGCACGAUUUAAGAAGGAUCUCGCUGCAGCGAGGGAAGAGUUUUACGAGAGGAAGGAAAAAGACCUAAAUGAGCUGGUGGACAAGCUGGCCAGUCUCGGUUUGGAAAGGAGCGAUGCAGAAGCCAAAUUGCGCGAUCUUUUUCAUAUCGUGAUCAAGGAACGCCAAGAAGAAACGCUGGUGCCAACCCAGGUGGACAAACUACACUGGUACGCAAAAGAACGAGUGCUGAGGCGACAUGUGAUUAACUCACUCCUUGAAAAAGAGGCUAGACAGCUGCGCUCAAGACGGAAAUAG